GAAAAUUUGCCGAACUUUUCCGAGGCACGGCAGCCAUUUCUGUGGGAGCGUUUUAUUUGCGAUAAAAUCGUUGCAAAAACUUACUAAAUUCAAGGAAAAACUAGCGCAAAGUGUGUCCCAGUUGGCAAGCUACAAAAAGUGAUAGUUUUCAAGGUUCGCACCGCGCUUUCGGGAUGGUUUUCCAGCCGAAUUAUCGUUCCGGCCAGAUGAACCGUGGCGGGGGUCGCGGAGGGUACUCCCACAGCCGGGGAGGUUCCCGCGGGGGUAGCUCGUACCGCGGAGGCGGUGGUGGAGGUUAUCAUCACGGCGGCAGCUAUAAUGAUCGGGACAAUUCGCGGAAUCGGUACAGCGGUGGUGGGGGCGGAGGGAACAGCAGCUCGUACAACGAUAACCGCUCGUCCCGGUACGACAACAACCGGUACUCGCGACAGGACACGCGCCCCGGAAGUGGAGGGGGCGGCGGACACUACAAGCGGAACGAUUCGUACAAGGAUAACCGGGAUCGUCGCUCGCCGGACCGGAAGCGCCCUCGCGCGGACCAUUCGCAGGGAGGCGGCCGGCGAGAUUACAGUGCCGGAGGUGACGGCGGCAAUUACCAUCGUGGCCGCGACGGAAGCUCCUCCGGUCGGUACCAUGACAGCUCGUCGUCCUACGACAAACGCAACAGCAGUGGCGGGGCCAGCGCCGGCAAUGAUCACCACUCGUCGUCGGGCGGCGGAGGAGGCUCGAGCGAACGGUUUGAUAACCGCAGCAGCAGCCGGGGCCGCGGAGGAGGCGGAGUUGGCGGCGGUGACAAGUCGCGCGAUUCGAUGGGACCGCCGCGCUCGAUGGGUCCGCCGAGGAUUUCACGCGGCGGAAGCUCCAGCUCGCUGCGCAGUUCCGGCCCACGGUCGACGUUGCCGCCGCAUCUGAUGCGACGGGGGCCGGGUGGGCCACCGACCGGUAUGCGGGGUGGUAGGCUAACGAGUCGUUUCAGGAGCGAUGGGCGCCGGGGCGGCAUCCUGACCAGCCGGUUCAACACACGGCGCGAGAUUAUGCCGAUUCGGACGCGGCGGUUCCCGCCGGUGCGCCGAGACGGGGUGGGCAGCGGCCGGAUCACGAAGCGCACGCUGGACACGACCGGGGUGUCGAAGAAGGCCCUCAUCAAGCGCGCCCUCGCGGCCGCCAAGGAGCUGGACGACGAUGAUCAGACGACCGAGAACGAAGGCGAGGAGGACGACGAAGAGGAGGAGGAGGAGGAAGAGGACGUUGAUGACGACAAGGACACCACGGUUGCCGAUGGCGAGGACUCCAAGCAGGAUCUGGAGGACAGCGAGGAGGAGCCGGAAGACGCGGACAAGGAGGUGUCCGAGAAGGCGGACAAGUCCCAGGACGGGGGUGGUGACGGGGAAGAGGGUGGGGACGAGGAAAAAGAAGGGGGCGGAGUGGCUGAAAAGGCGGACAAGUCGGAAGAGGUUGGCGAGGGGGACGAGGAGAAGAAGGACGCUCCGGCUACGCCGAAGAAGGUGGCCGCUGCUAAGAAGGUCGUUAAGGCUAAAGGGUCACCCGCGAGCGAGGAUGGUGGGGAUAAGAAGAAGAAGGACACCCGGAUUACCACCAAGUACCGGAACUCGUCGUACAUCAAGCUGAGCUGCUGUCACUGCGGAACCAAGUGUAUUCACUUUAAGGAGUAUCAAAACCAUCUGUUCCGUGGACUGCACAAGGCCGCCAUGCGUCGACUGGCCGGCAAGACCCGCGACAAGCUGAUGGAGAUGCGCCAGAAGCAGCGCGUUGCCCAGAAGGAGGAGGACGAAAAGGUGGACGCCGAUAGCGAGCAAAAGUCGUCGUACUGUCCGCUGUGUCAGCUCAACUUCCGUCAGCCCAAGGCGGUCCACCAGAAGUCCGACGGUCACAAGGAAAUGAAGCGGUUCCUGAUGCCGUACUGCGCGACGUGCAAGAUCGGCUUCAAGAGUCCGAUGGCGUACGAGGCGCACCGUUGCUCGCUGGAACAUCUCAAGUUUAAGGCCCGCGUCGAGCGGUACGCGGCAGCCGCCAAGGAAGACGAGGACGCCGGAACGGAAAUCGACCUGGAGAACUUUACCACGGUUGAUGAGGUGGGCAACGUUGACGAACCGACUAUCGACACCGGCAAGGAUAACGCUUCGACGCCCAAGAAGGAUGGAUCCGCCGGGCGGCCGGGAACUGACGACGAUGAGGACGACAGUGAUGGCGUUGACGAUGACACGGUCAUCAUUGGGGCGGAGCAUGUCAAGAAGGUGGAGGUGCAGUACUGUGACCUGUGCAACAUGUACCUGCCCCGGCGCGACGAUCCGGAGAAGAUGCUGAAGGCUCACUGCAAGAACCGGGCCCAUCUGCGGUUGUACAUCCGCCAGCGCGAGGACAAGAAGCUGCGAAUGCGCGCCGAACGCAUCCACAAGAAAAAGCUGACCGACGCCAAGGCUAAAAAGGACGCCAAAAAGGGCGACGCAUCGGUCACGUCGGAAGCGGAUUCCAGUGAAAAGGCGGACGCCUCAGCCAAAUCGGACAAAAAGGGCGACGACUCGGAAAAGAAGGAGGAAACCGCCAACGAGGACCAGCUGUGGGAGGUGGUCGACAACGAUCUGGGCGAUCUGCUGCGCGAGGUCAGCAAUCCGACCGAGGACGCCGAAGAAGAGGAAGACGAAGAGAAGGCCAGCUCGGAGCGGUACGACAAGUUCAAGCACACGGAAAAGAACGGCGUCGAGCCGGCCAGCAGCAGCAGCGUUGUUGCGGAUGACGACGUGGUGGAAGUUCCGGUCACACCUGCAUCGGCAAACACGGAAAAGAAAGCGGGCUCCGCAACGGUCAAGAAGGCCACCAACGGCGAUGCCAACGGUGGCGCGGCCGCCGCAGAGAAGGAAGUCAAGGCCGAUGCUUAAGAGUAGUCAUCAUGUGUGUUUGCACGCUCUGACAAAGUUUUCAUUGUGUAACACAAGUGUUUUAAUUUUUAAAUUUCCAACAUACCUUUACUACAUAGACGUUGCAGCCGGCGCGCUCCUGGGUAGGCAAAACGGCACGAAUACCCAGUUUAAAAUAAACAUUAAAGUGUUGUCGAGCAAAGUUCAGCUAAAACUUCACAACUGAAAUAAAUGAUAAUAAAAAGUA
Messenger RNA from Culex quinquefasciatus (southern house mosquito), 3123 nucleotides. RefSeq names its product zinc finger protein on ecdysone puffs (gene Ciz1). NCBI's taxonomy places the organism in Eukaryota, Metazoa, Arthropoda, Insecta, Diptera, Culicidae. The record is from RefSeq and is a predicted model, not a curated record. The coding region runs from base 174 to 2897 and encodes 907 amino acids. The transcript is spliced from 6 exons.